AUUUAACAUUAACCCUGUUUAUUAGUAUAUUUAGGGUUGAUUGACUUAUUACUAUUAUUAUUGUUGGUUUGAUUGAUUGGAAUUUAAAAAAAUUAAAAAUAAAAAUUAUGGGGCACCAUUCGUGUUGCAACCAACAGAAAGUGAAGAGAGGGCUUUGGUCACCCGAGGAAGAUGAGAAGCUGAUCAGGUACAUCUCGACCCACGGGUACGGGUGCUGGAGCGAAGUCCCGGAAAAAGCAGGGCUUCAAAGAUGCGGCAAAAGUUGUCGGCUGAGAUGGAUAAAUUACCUGAGACCGGAUAUUCGAAGGGGAAGGUUCACGCCAGAGGAAGAGAAGUUGAUUAUCAACCUUCAUGGAGCUGUUGGGAACAGAUGGGCUCAUAUAGCGAGCCACUUGCCGGGGAGAACAGACAACGAGAUCAAGAACUACUGGAACUCGUGGAUCAAAAAGAAGAUAAGAAAAUCCUCCUCCACAUGCUCGCUAACAACCUCGACAAACACAAUUAAUACCUUACCGAAAUCCGACCACCAAACGACCUCAUCACAGUUCACCGCAUCGUACUCACAAAACCACCAACUCGAAUUCUUGAACCACAAUAAUCAAGAAAUCACCACAAAAUCCUCGCAACUCCAAGAAAAUUCCGCCACUAGUCUACUCCCUCUCCCGAGUCCUCGUUUCAUGUUUGAAAUCGAGGGCAUGAUGAGCUUGAACAACAACCUUAACUCCCGAAUGGAUAAUAAUAAUAACACGAUUUUACAAGAAAAUAAUCAAGAAACGUGGCAGACGAACAAGAUGAUUAGGCAUGACGAACAUCAAGCCGCCCAACAGUCGGAUAUGGUCCAAUUCACGAGCUUCGGUUUGACUCCGUUGAUGGAUAACAUUGAGAGCAUGAUGGUGCCGGUUGACCACCGACAAGUACAGAGUUUCGUGGGGCCGGGACAGGUGGCGGAGCUCGACUGCAUGGGAAGAAAUGCAGUGAUUAACGAAUGGGUCGACGCGCAAAAUUGUUCGAGUUAUUUGUUUUGGGAUCAGAUAGAAGGGCAAUUUGGAGGGGAAGAAACAAUUAUGUCAAGUGCUUCAUCAAAUGUGGGUACUAUUUUGUCAUCUUUUCCUACAUCUCUAUGA
This is a messenger RNA of Striga asiatica, 1124 nucleotides long. Lineage: Eukaryota; Viridiplantae; Streptophyta; Magnoliopsida; Lamiales; Orobanchaceae. The record is from the annotation of a GenBank genome assembly.